AUGGCACCCAGCAAAGGCGUGGAUUAUACGCUGAACCUGGACGGUCUACCACAGCUCGGCCUUGCACAAACCCGUUCGGCCAAUACUUCACAAGCGAAUUCGCCCGGGGAGACGCCUGCUGGCUCAGGUCUCCGGUAUCCACUAGGCAGUGGUCUCGCAGGCGUGGCAGCACAAUCAGCCAUCGGAAGGAACGGAGCUGGAUCUCCGUCGAAGGAAUAUGGGAGCCGCUUGUUCCCCAAAAGGGCUCGUGAAAUUCAGCAGCAGGAAGGGCUUUCGCCGCAAAUAUGGGGCCCGCCACCGACUGGCAGUGGUCAUUCUACGCCUUUGCGGGAGACAAUCCCCGAGUCUCCUGGCAGCGACAGUUUCCCGGACUUUGAUGCCGAUCAAACAGGUCUGGGUACCAGUGUGCUAGACACGCUGCCACGGCGGACUCGGGCUGGCACAGUCCCAUCAAGAUUUCCAGCACCUCAUUCUCUGGGAAGCUCGCAAUCAUCGGCGACCCGAUCGGCUCGUGUUACACCUGUGCCAAGUCCUUUCCAAGGUGGUUCCCCACAUAGCCUUCAUGAGCCUCAGGGAAUCAACGUGCUGCCUGCAAGCAAUGCGACCCUGCUUUCGCGCCUGCGUGCAGGUUCUAUGCCUCAGCGCAACAGCAUUCUAGGCGGUAAUAACCCAUUUGGAAACUCAGUAUUCAUGAGCAACUGGACACCGAUCAGAGACCGCGCGGAUACCUUGCAAAGUAUCAGGUCGUCUGAAGGUCCAUCGUCGCCGAGAGACGGUCCAGUUGAAGGUGACGUGCGCACCUUGGACUAUUUGGGACUCGUUGACACGCCACAAUCAGCUCGCCCAGCCGGCUUGUCUCGAUCGGAUCUUGAAGCGCUCGUAAGUCAGCAAAGAGCCACAAGUGGAAUGACUAUUGCAGAUCUCGCAUCGCAUAAUGCGUUCAUCAACAAGAACACUGCAAACCGAUUUCGAUCGUACUCGGUGAACGCAAAGGAAAAGUACGCCGACGUUGACGACGAUGAUUCGGAUCCAUACGACGGACAACAAAUAUACACAGAUGAGGCUGCCGCGCAGGCCGCGGCGAUACACGAGGCUGUCCGUCAACACAACCUUGACGUGCAGGCUUUCGCCAACUUCGCAAGUGCUAAUCGUCCACGAGCGCGAACUGCCGGAGUGUUGGACUCACCAUUGUCUCGAGGAAUCCGCAAUCAACAGUUGCCUGGGCCUUCUAGACUAGAGAGCAGCAUCACAGCAGCAGAUCUUCAAAAUGAGAUCGAAUCUGAUUACACCGGGUUGGCGCAUGCCGUGCACACAAUGAAGCUCGCUCCCAAAGGCCCUUUCGAGGCUGCCCUGGACCCAAAUAACCUCGAAACUCCCACAAGAGCACUUUGGCUUGGCAGCAUCCCUCCCUCCACUACGGUAUCUUCAUUGAACGUCAUAUUCGGACCAUUCGGACCAAUCGAGUUCGCCCGUGUCCUUACCCACAAAAGCUGUGGUUUCGUCAAUUUCGAAAACGUUCAAAGCGCCAUCGCUGCCAAAAAUCAGUAUAACGGCAAGGAUAUAUUCCCUGGCAGUGGACCCAUUAGAGUGGGCUUCGCAAAAGAGCAGAGCGCUUCAAAUACACCUGGUGCAAAUGGGGCCUUCCCAUCGCCAAGCCCUGAUCCGUUUGCGACAAAGACUCGUUCCGACGAUUCUGCUCUCAGAACAUCAGCGCUGCCGGUCGACGUCAAUGCACAGACGGCAGCUGCUGCGCUUGUCACUCCGAGACUUGCUGAUUUGCAGGAAGAAGUUUUCAGCAUCGUACAGCAGUUCGGCGCGACUGCCGAUGAUCAUCCUAGCAUCGCAGAGAAACUCAAUGCUGCUGUGAGCUUCAACGAUUUCGUUGCGGAGAUUCCCGUUGUUGCAGAGCCAGGUCACACUCGCGUCCAUGAUGCUCCGCGCCUUCGCGAAAUUCGAAAGCGCAUAGACAACAACUCCUGCAGUCCAGCCGAAAUUGAAGGCAUUGCCAUCGAGAUGAUCCCCGAGAUUGCUGAGCUCUCCUCCGAUUAUCUCGGCAACACCGUGGUGCAGAAGCUGUUCGAGCAUUGUACCGAAGAGACCAAGGAAGCAAUGCUCACAGAGAUUGCCCCACACCUGGCGGAGAUUGGCGUGCACAAGAAUGGUACAUGGGCAGCACAAAAGAUUAUUGAUGUGGCCCGCACCGAGAAACAAAUGCGUCUUAUUGCAGACGCGCUCCGGCCGCACAGCGUCAACCUUUUCUUGGACCAAUACGGAAAUUACGUCAUGCAGUGUUGCCUGCGCUUCGAAUCACCCAUGAAUGGAUUUAUCUUCGACACCAUGCUCAGCCGGCUCUGGGAUGUCGCUCAAGGCCGAUUUGGCGCCCGUGCUAUGCGUGCAUGCUUGGAGAGUCAUCAUGCCACGAAUGACCAGAGGAGGCUCAUGGCUGCAGCGAUUGCGUUGCAUAGUGUGCAACUCGCAACAAACUCCAACGGCGCGCUACUUUUGACCUGGUUUUUGGACACAUGCACAUUUCCGCGACGACGAUCUGUCCUCGCACCGAGACUCAUUGCGCACCUCGUGCACCUCUGCACGCACAAAGUGGCGUAUCUAACGGUCUUGAAGGUCAUUAAUCAGCGCGGUGAGCCGGAGGCCCGCGAUGCUAUCCUCCGUGCUCUGUUUUUCGACGAGAAAACGCUUACAGACAUUGUCAACGAUCAUUCCUGCGGUGCUACGCUCAUCUUCAAAGUCUUGACAACCCCUUUCUUGGAUGAAAACAUCCGCUCCGAGUGCAUCGAGAAUGUCCGCAAUGUUUUGCUUCGUAUCAAGGCGCAGCCUUCUCAAGGCUACAAGCGCCUCAUGGAUGAAGUUGGCCUCUCAACUCGC
Molecule: messenger RNA, 2883 nt
Organism: Dissoconium aciculare CBS 342.82
Lineage: Eukaryota; Fungi; Ascomycota; Dothideomycetes; Mycosphaerellales; Dissoconiaceae
Product: ARM repeat-containing protein
Exons: 2
Molecular function (GO): RNA binding
Source: RefSeq, a predicted model, not a curated record